AUGGACUCUCCUUACGGUCCUGACACUUCUGGUGUCCCAGAUACUCUUGAUGGUCCGGACACCCACGAUGGUCAGGACACAUGUGAUGGUCCAGAUACUACCACUGUUUCAGAUCAUCCUGAUGGUCCGGACACCCCUGAUGGUACAGACAUUUCUGAUGGUCCACAUAAUCCUGAUGGUCCAGAUAUUCCUGAUGCUGCGGACACUCCUGAUGGUCUGGAUAUUCCUGUUGGUUCAGAUAAUCCUCAUGAUCCGGACACUCCCGAUGGUCCAGACACUCCUUACAGUCUGGGCAGUUCUGAUGAUCCUGAUCCCUCUGAUGUUCCUGAUGCUUCUGAGGGGCCCAGUACUCCUGUUGGUCCCAUAACUUCUGAUGGUUGCAGUACUUCUGAGAAUCCCCGAGUUUCUCAUGGUCCCAAUACUCAGGAUGGUCCUGAAUCUCCUGCUCCUCUUGCUGCCCUUCUGGAUCCUGCUAUUUCUGAGGAAGCUGAUGUUCCUGCCCCUCUUUCUGUUCCUGCCGAUGGUCCCGCAUCUCCUAAUGCUGCUGACUAUGAUGAUGAAGAACAUGCUCUACAAGUUGUAAAAGUCGUUCCCACUAAGGAGAAAAAUGAUAAAAAUGAAAGUGCCUGUCCUUUGGAGAAAGUAAACAAAUGGGAAAUUACAAAAAGUCCAUUGAACGAAUUGGUGAGAACAUCAACACCUAAGACAUCUACUGCAGAAAUGGACACAUUGGUGGAAGUGAACGGUGAUCUCGUGUCAGAGUCCACUGUCAGAUUGGAACGUAAUGAUCAAGCAUUUUCAUACAAAUGCCACAGAAAUGAAAGAGCCUAUGCUUUGGAUAAAGGAAAUAAAAGUGCAAUUACAAAAAGUCAAUUGAGAGAAUUGAUUCCACAGUUGGAAAGGAAAACAAGUAUAAAGUAGUUCCAUACAAAAGGCUAAAGGAAGUCAAUAAUAGUGAAAAUGAUAUAACUGUAAUAGGAAAUGAAGAAAUGGAAAAACAUAAAGGUUUCUUGCACUUAAAUUGGAAACUAGGAACAGCACAUAAGAAACACAUUAAAAGGAGUGAGCCCCCCUGCCCUCUGGCAGAAGAAAAG
This is a messenger RNA of Jaculus jaculus (lesser Egyptian jerboa), 1094 nucleotides long. RefSeq names its product cell surface glycoprotein 1-like. Lineage: Eukaryota; Metazoa; Chordata; Mammalia; Rodentia; Dipodidae. The transcript has 6 exons. The record is from RefSeq and is a predicted model, not a curated record. Bases 1 to 921 code for a protein of 306 amino acids.